GGGGCUGCACACCCCCCCCACCCCCUCGGGUACGCAGUGGGGGGCUGAGCACCCCCAAACUCGGGGACUCCCUGGAGGGGGGGCUGUAAGGGGGGGUGUGCUCCCUCCACCCAAGGGAGGGGUCCCUCUGCGUUGUAGGGGGCUGGCUUGGGGUCCCCCCUUGAUGCAGCUGCACCCUUAUUCCCCCCCCCGGACCUCCCCCGAGAGGGGUUUGAGGAGGGGGAGCUGCUGGUGUCCCCCCUGCUGUCCCCAGACCCUGGGGAGCCCCCCCAACACCUGCUUUGGGUGGGGGUCACCCUGUUCUCCCCCCCCAUGGGUGAGGGGUGACACCACCCCCCAGGCAGUUCCCUGGGUGACGCCCCCCCCGUCCUGGACUGGCCCUGGGGGUCCGUGGCACUGGGGAAGGGGGUCUCCCCUCCCCGUGGUGACUGGGGGGGUCUGUGGCACUGAGGGCUGUCCCCUCUCUCCGCAGCGCCCCCGCCGGUGCCCCCGGGCCCCCUCGACGCCGGUGCGGGGGGGGGGGGCCCGCCCCCCCCCCGAGGAGCCGACGGACGGGGACAGCGAGGGGCUGUGCUCGCCCCCCACGUCCCCCUCGGGCUCCUACAUGACGGCCGAGGGCGGCAGCUGGGGCUCCUCGGGCACCGCCAGCACCUCCCCGUCCUGCUCCCCCAACCUGGCGGCCGAGGCCGAAGGCCUGGGGGAGGCCGAGGGGGACCCCGAGGGCCUGGGGGGGGCCCUGCUGCUGCCCCCCGGCCUGGGGGACCCCCCGGCCUUCCCCCCGCUGUCCCCCGAGGAGGAGGAUGAGGAGGACGAGGAGGGUUCUUUUGCCCCCGCGGGCUGCGAGGAGGAUGAGGAUGAGGAGGACGGGCAGACGCCGGAGGAGGACGAAGACGAGGAUGAGGAUGAGGUGUCGGGGCUGAUCCCGGCGGCGCUGCUCCCGUUCCGGGGCAGCCUCCUGUUCCAGGCCGAGGCCGUGGAGAUCUCCCCCCGCGCCCCCCCCGGGAACGGGGAGGAGGAGGAGGAGGAGGACGAAGGCAGCACCUCGGCCUCGUUCCUGCGCUCGCUGUCCGAGAGCUCCAUCCCCGAGGGGGGGGACGAGGCCUUCGCCUUCCGCGACGACACCGACGCCUCGUCCGACUCGGCCGCCUACGACGGGGACGAGGACGAGCGGCUCUACGGCACCGAGCGCCACGCGGGGGGCACGGCCACCCCCCCGGGCACCCCCCCGGCCCCCACGGCCACCCCCGGCGUUGAGCUCCACCUUCACGUUGGGUCCCCGUGUCACCCCCCCGCAGAGGGGACGGGCCCCGGGUCUGCGGGGACCCCCCCGGGACUGCCCAGAGGGGACACGGAGCAGGACGGCCACGCCUUUGUCCCCACGGUGGAGGCGUGGUCCCCCCUGGAGCCCCCCGAGGAGGUGGCAGAAAGUUCCGGAGUGGCGGCGCCGGGACAGGGACCUCGCACGGAGCCAGUGGUGACAGUCGGUGUCCCCCCGUGCCCCGGGCUCUGUGCCAGGGACCCCCAGAGCCACCGGCUGAGGGGGGCCAACGGGGAGCCCCGGGACAGCCCUGGGGGUGACAGCGAUGGUGACAGUGACCUUGAGCUCGGCACAGGGAGAGCAGGGAGCACUGACGGCCACGGUGAGCCGGACACCGCGGCCACCAGCCUGGGGACAUCAGUGACACCGAUCCCCUGGGAUGAGACGGACACUGCGGCCACUGAGGAGGUGGCACCAGUGACCCCUGGCCUGGUGGACACUGCGGAGACUGACCCGGGGACAUCAGCGACACCCGAGCUGGACACUGACCUGGAGACACCGGUGACCCCCAGCCUGAUGGACACCAUGGCCGCUGACCUGGUGACACCGGUGACCCCCACCAUGGCCGCUGACCUGGUGACACCCGUGGCACCAAUCGUCCUGGAUGAGAUGGACGCUGUGGCCACCAGCCCGGUGACACCCAGCCCGCCUGGUGAGCCAGACACUACGGCCACUGCCAUGGUGACACCAGUGACACCAACCCCUCUGGGUGAGCCAGACACUGAUCUGGGGACACUGGUGACACCCAGCCUGAUGGACAGCACGGGCACCGGCCCAGUGACACCCAGCCCACCAGACACUGUGGCCACUGAGCUGGUGACACUGGUGACACCCAGCCCAUUGGAUGAGCUGGACACUGUGGCCACUGACAUGGUGACACCAACCCCACUGGAUGAGCCGGACACUGCAGGCACUGCAGUGGUGACACCAGUGACACCCGACCUGAUGGACAGCACGGCCACCGACCUGGUGACACCGGUGACACCAACCCCCCUGGAUGAGAUGGACACUGUGGACACUGACCUGCUGACAACGAGCCCCCCAGAUGAGCUGAACACAGUGGCCACCAACUUGGUGACACCAACCCCACUGGACACUGUGGCCACUGACCUGGUGACACCAGUGACAGCAAACCCACCAGAUGAGAUGGACACUGCAGCCACUGACCCGGUGACACCGGUGACUCCCAACCUGCUGGACAAGAUGGACACUGUGGACGCUGGCCUGGUGACACCGGUGGCAUCCACCCUGAAGGAUGCUGUGGUCACUGAUGUGCUGACAUCAGUGACACCCACCCUGAUGGACACUGUGGCCACCAACCUGGUGACACCAACCCCACUGGAUGAGAUGGACACUGCAGCCACUGCCCCGGUGACACCAGUGACCUGCAGCCUGAUGGACACCGGGGACACCGAGCCAGUGACACCGGUGACACCAACCCCGCUGGAUGACGUGGCCUCUGACCUGGUGACCCCCAGCCUGAUGGCCACCACGGCCAGUGCCCUGGUGACCCCAGUGACCCCCAGUCCAGUGGCCACCACAGCCAGUGCCCUGGUGACCCCAGUGACCCGCAGCCCGGUGGCUACCACGGCCAGUGCCCCGGUGACCCCGAGCCCCCCGCCCCAGCCCGUGUCCUCCGUGGUGCUGGCAGCUGAGAUGACCCUGUCCCACGAGCCCCCGGCUGCCCUCCCGUGUCCCCCGUCACAGGGGUCACUGUCACAGCCCCCCAGGGAGGUCCCCGAGGCCCCCAAGGGGUGGGGGGACGUGGCCACCACCUCACCCGAGGGCUCGUCCCUGGAGCUGCCGGAUGCAUCUCGCUCCUGCCCUGACUCCAGCCUCGACAGCGCCGGGGAGGGCCCCCCACGCCCCCCCGGGCCCCCAGCCCCCCCUGCACCCUCAGGGAGCCAUUGGAGGAGGAAGAGGCAGAAGAGAAGGGGGAGGAGGAUGAUGAGGGUCCCACGGCCCCCCCGCCCCUGUUCACGGCCUCGGAGCGGGAGGUGUUUGUGGGGACCCCCCCGGCCCCCCCCGAGCUGCUCCCACCACCCGGUGCCUUUUCGGGGUGCGGGGCCGGCCCGGGGGUCACCGCCCUGCCCCGGGGGGCCCUCGAGGACCUGCCCCCGCCCCUGCAGGACCCCCACCCCCCGGCCGGGCCCUGAGCCCCCCGGCCCCACUGAGGGGGGCACCAAUGCCAAAGUCCCGGGGGAGGGUGGCCCCCCAAGCCCCCCCGGCCCCCCAAGAUCUCCCCCAGCUCCCCCUGAGCAGCAGCAGCAGCAGCAGGAGGAGGCGGUGGGGGAGGUCUCCUCCAGCCCCCUUCCCGCCGUGGGGGCUCAGCAGGGGCCCCCCCAGGAGCCGACCCCCCCUGAGCCCCCCCACCCUGUGCCCCCCAAACUCAGCCAAGUGCCUCCUCCCGCCGCCGUGUCCCUGCUGGCCCCGGCCCCCCCCGGGCCCCUCCCCAGCCAGGAGCCCCCCCCGGGGCUGCCCCCCUCCAGGAAGCACCUCGAAGCCCCCCAGCCCCCCCUGCAGAAGGAGCCGGAGCCCCGGGGCCGAGCAGUGGGGCCGGGGGCUGGGGGGGGCCGGGGGCCCCCCCGGGGGUCUCUGCAGUCGGAGUCGAGCUCGUCCAGCGAGGCUGAGACCCCCCGGGCUGACCCGGCCCCCCAGCGCUGCCAGCCCAACCACCGAGGGUCCGGGAACGAAUCCGAGAGCAACGACGAGUCCAUCCCGGAGCUGGAGGAGCCCGAGGGCUCGGAGCCGCCCCCCGCCCAGCCCCAGGUGCCCCUGGGCCACGCGCUCGGCCCCGGAGAGGAACCGCUGAGCAAGGCCAAGCAGAGCCGGAGCGAGAAGAAGGCCCGGAAGGCCAUGUCCAAGCUGGGGCUGCGGCAGAUCCACGGCGUCACCCGCAUCACCAUCCGCAAGUCCAAGAACAUCCUGUUCGUCAUCUCCAAGCCCGACGUGUUCAAGAGCCCCGCCUCCGACAUCUACAUCGUCUUCGGGGAGGCCAAGAUCGAGGACCUGUCCCAGCAAGUGCACAAAGCGGCGGCCGAGAAGUUCAAGGUGCCGCUGGAACACUCGGCCCUGGUGACAGACACGGCCCCCGCCCUCGCCAUCAAGGAGGAGAGCGAGGAGGAGGAGGAGGUGGACGAGACGGGGCUGGAGGUGCGGGACAUCGAGCUGGUGAUGGCCCAGGCCAACGUGUCCCGCCCCAAAGCCGUGCGGGCCCUGCGGCACAACAACAACGACAUCGUCAACGCCAUCAUGGAACUGACCAUGUAGCGGCCGGGGCUGGCCUGGCCCCCCUGUAUAGAUGCACAGAGACCCCCAGAUCCUUCCUCCUGCCCCCCAGCCUCCUUCUCCCCCCAUGGACCGCUCAAUAAAGGCCUCCUGCACCCCUUGGAUCGCA
This is a messenger RNA of Corapipo altera (White-ruffed manakin), 4715 nucleotides long. It is a transcript of the gene NACAD, whose product is annotated as NAC alpha domain containing. Lineage: Eukaryota; Metazoa; Chordata; Aves; Passeriformes; Pipridae. Gene Ontology annotation, biological process: protein targeting to membrane. The record is from RefSeq and is a predicted model, not a curated record. Gene Ontology annotation, cellular component: cytoplasm; nascent polypeptide-associated complex.